AUGCCCCGCAUUGUCGAGACCGUCAAAGAUGGCAUCUCCGACUCUUUGGUGCGCUGCCAGAGGUGGCUUGACACGCCCAACGGCCGUGGCGUGCUGAAAUGCACCGUCGCCUACACUAUUGCCAGUCUCGCGACCUUUGUGCCGUUUCUAGCCAACUUUCUGGGCAAGCCGGAGGGUAAACAUGUUGUCGCUACCAUUACGGUCUAUUUCCACCCGGCGAGAUCGGCCGGGUCCAUGAUCGAGGCUAUUCUUAUCGCCAUCGUUGCUGUCGCUUACGCUGAGGUUCUUUCGCUGCUUUCCAUGGUCACAUCGGUGUUUGUCGGUUCGAAAAUGCACUUGGUGACUGUGUCGCACGUCCUAGUUGUUGUGGUCUUCAUCGGCGGCGGGUUCGGCUUCAUGGGCUGGGUCAAGCAGAGGAUGCUCAAUCCCCUUGUCAAUGUCGGCACCACGCUUGCAUCACUGGCUAUAAUUGGUGUCGUCACAAAAGAGAACCACGUCAUGUCAAACGUCUUUUCCAACGAGAAGGUGCUCCAGCUUUUCAAAAUGCUCGUCAUGGGCAUCACAACUACAACUGCAGUGAACCUGUUGCUAUGGAGGACCUGCGCUCGCACGUCGUUACGAGAGACCAUGAACCGCGUUUCGAUACCACUCGGAGAUAUGCUAUACAUGAUAACAAACAGCUUCCUCAGCGGUUCGGAAGAGGGGCUCUUAUCUGAUGGGUUCAUAGCAGCAUCUACCCACUACUCAAAAUCCUACAACCAGAUGAUGAAGGAUAUGAGAGAAGCCAAAUUUGAGCAUUACUUCCUUGGCCACGAGGAAAUAUACGAACAUGAGAAGUCUGUCGCAAGGUCCAUGGAGACACUUGCGCAGGCCUUGGGUGGAUUGAGAAAUGCAACCAAUACUCAGCUCGAGCAACUGAAACAUCCAAAGCAACUCACAACAGGGACCAGCACCAUAAACACCGCGCGUCAGUUAUUCGAACACUUCAAUGAAUCAAUCACGAUGUCCAUGACAGGUGUACGGCAGAACCUAUGCAGAAUCCUGCACGAGCCACAGUUCGGCCAGCCUCCCAAUUUUGAGAUCAACGUGGACGAAGACCUGCGACGGAACCUGAUGGAUUCGCUAAGCACGUUCGAUACAGCGCGAUCAGAUGCCCUGGAGGGACUAUACGACCAGAUCGAACAGAUGGCUUCAUCUUCAGAAACCACACGUGCAAAUCUAGAAGAAGUUGCGGCUGCCUGUGGACACUUCACAUUCAGUUUGCAAUCCUUCGGAGAAGACGUCCUCCAAUAUCUCGACGUACUGGAUGAUCUAGAAUAUGUGAUUCUCCACAAGAACAGAAGUUGGAGAUGGCUGCUCUGGUGGAAGGGUAGUAGCGAGGAAGACCGCAAUAAAGCUAUUCGGCUGUUUGAAUCUGCUGAGGCCGAUGUGUUGAUGCGCUCGAGACAGCGAUCUGUAAGCGUUGCAGAGAGCACUGCUGCAGUUCCCACUCCUGUGGAUUUGAGGACGUGGUAUCAUGCGCCAGAUCUGAAUCAAAUACUGGCUUGGUUCUGGAGAAACCUCUCAGCGCUUUUCAAGAAGAUGGCGCGAGACGAUAUCCAGUUCGGCCUCAAGGUCGGUAUUGGUGCAGCUCUUUGGGCCAUGCUCGCCUUUCUCAAGGAAACAAGGGAGUUAUAUACACAAUGGCGUGGUGAAUGGGGCUUGCUAUCGUUCAUCAUCGUCUGCAGUUUCACGGUUGGAGCUUCGAAUACUGUCAGUCUGGCUCGAUUCAUCGGAACGUUAUUCGGAGCGUUGUUCUCAGUCAUCAACUGGAAAAUUAGCUAUGGUUACGCCCUUAUUCUAAUACCGCUCGGUUGGCUGACCAGCUUUGUCAAUUUCUAUCUCGUCAUACAGCAUGGCAAAGCCUCGUUCGGACGCAUUAGUCUCCUCGCUUACAAUGUUUCCACCCUGUAUGCCUACAGACUCCAAAGAAAGGCGGAUGGCAAAGACCCAACCGAAGACGACGGCUUCCAGCAGCCGGAUAUCCUGGAGAUUGCAAAGCGUCGUGCGAUCGCCGUUACAGCAGGCAUUAUCUGGGGUCUUGUCAUCUGCCGCGUCAUCUGGCCCAUCUCAGCGCGCCGCAAGUUCAAAGAAAGCCUCGCAGUACUUCAUCUCCAGAUGGGUCUCAUUUGGAAGCGAGGACCUCUCACUGUACUCUUCCGCAGUGAGGGCUCUCAGAGCUAUCUCAAAUCCGGCGAACAAGCUGCAUUACAGAGAUACGCGGCUAACCUGGAUAGUUUGAGAGUUUCUGCUGCAUCUGAGUUUGAGCUACGCGGGCCCUUUCCGAUGGAGGUCUACGGCCGUGUUUUGAAAGGAACAAUGCGUAUUCUGGACGGCUUCUACAACAUGAGUCUCGUCGCGUGCCGCAAGGGCCAUCUCACUGAGGGUGAAAGAGCGCUUCUGGAGUAUACAGCCCGCGAACGAGCUAUUCUCUGCGAUCACAUCUGCCAAGCCUUCCAGGUCGUAGCAAGCUCAACUAUGCUCGAGUACCCAUUCGCCGAUGCAACUGCGAGUAUUGUUUCAGCACGCGAGAAUCUCCUGAGUAAAAUAUUUGAGUUCAGAAAAGCGCACCCCCGGAGACUAUUGUUUGACGACAGUGGGAGCAGUAGUGAUUCGGAGCAGUUACUCGUGGAGGAGAGGGACUAUGCGUUGCUGUAUGCUUACGCGCUUGUGACAGGACAGGUCGCGGAUGAGUUACGGAUGGUGGGGAAGGAGAUUGGCAGUCUAUUUGGUGUCUUGGAUGAGGACACUAGGCUUUUACAAUAG
Messenger RNA from Fusarium sp. VM40, 2805 nucleotides. The record is from the annotation of a GenBank genome assembly. Lineage: Eukaryota; Fungi; Ascomycota; Sordariomycetes; Hypocreales; Nectriaceae.